Messenger RNA from Linum tenue, 1717 nucleotides. The record is from the annotation of a GenBank genome assembly. NCBI's taxonomy places the organism in Eukaryota, Viridiplantae, Streptophyta, Magnoliopsida, Malpighiales, Linaceae.
ACAACUUGUGUGACUGGAAACAUUAAAAAAAAAAAAAAAAAAAGCUCCCUUCAAAAUGACGUGAAAGCGACGCCGUUUUACUCCUGAAAAACGCCUGCAAACCGACCGCGAUCGUGGCUUCGGAUUUCUCAUCCCCGCACAGAUCUAUCUAAUCUAUCUCCGCUGCUGCAGAAGGAAUUUUUUUGCAUCAAUUUGCCGGCGAAGUUCUCAGAAGGGUGAAAGAAAGCGGUGAAUCGAGCAACAAUGUCGCACAGCGACACCAUCCCCCUCCACUCUUCCUCGCAGUCGGACAUCGACGAGAUCGAGAAUCUAAUCAACGCCAGCGUCCAGUCCGGGCCGGCAACAGUUCAACCCGCCCGCCCACCGAGUCCGCCGCGGAUCCCCGUCUCGUCCUCUCCGUUUCUUCAAUCUAACCUCCCUCCGCCUUCGACAGCGGCAGCGAAGCUUCCCCCUCUCCCGUCGUCCUCCGCGCCGCCUUCUGUGCUUCCCGCCACUGUCCCCGCGCCCGCCGCCCAGCCACCUCACGGGAACUCGGCCGGAUCGAACAAUUACGCGGCGUCUGGAUUCGGCCCGGCUCCGAACACGUUGACGGAGCCCGUAUGGGACACGGUGAAGAGAGAUCUGUCGAGGAUCGUGAGCAAUUUGAAGCUGGUGGUGUUUCCGAAUCCGUUUAGGGAGGAUCCGGGGAAGGCGUUGAGGGAUUGGGAUCUUUGGGGCCCGUUCUUCUUCAUCGUGUUCUUGGGACUCGUCCUCUCUUGGUCCGCCUCUGUGAAGAAGUCUGAGGUUUUUGCUGUUGCAUUUGCUCUACUUGCAGCUGGUGCUGUCAUAUUGACUUUGAAUGUUCUGCUACUGGGUGGGCACAUAAUCUUCUUCCAGAGUCUUAGCCUUCUAGGUUACUGUCUCUUCCCUUUGGAUGUGGGGGCCCUAAUUUGCAUGUUGAAGGACAACGUGAUCCUGAAGAUAGUGGUGGUGUGCGUCACUUUAGCUUGGAGUUCAUGGGCUGCCUACCCCUUCAUGAGCUCAGCAGUGAACCCGAGGCGAAAGGCCCUCGCACUCUAUCCCGUCUUUCUCAUGUACGUAUCCGUCGGGUUUCUCAUCAUCGCCAUUGAUUAAAUGCAUUGGCAGCUCCCCUGCUACGGGACUCGACGUGAAUUGAAAUUCAAAACCCCCACAGUAUAUAGGUUUCCUAUUAGGAUCGUCAUUGGUGCUUUGGUCGACUGAGAAUUACUGCAUCUCUGUUUUGGCUACUCUUUGCUGCUGACGUUAUGAAACUUUGAUGUGGCCAUUUUGUACUUAAAACUUGUUUACAUCAUCUUCUUGGGAGCGUUCGAUUUUGAGAGUGAAGCUGGAGUCUAGAGUGUUAUGGUAAGAUCUGGUUGUAGUUUGUUUUCCUUUUCGUAUGCUAGUGCUGAUAAAGGACAUUUCCAAACUGUUUUUACUGUAAACCAUCAUGUGAUAUCCAUAUUCAGUUGAUUCUGAGGUUAGAUCUGAGGGAGAUCUUGGUUUGAAAGUGUAUAAGUUUGGAGUCUGGGAUUCAAUUGCUUUCACUUGCUUUUCUUGUGCUGUUGUUGACCUGUUGUCCAGAGGAAUUGGUGGGCUUAUAAAGACUGUGGGAUAAUGGGAUUGCAUUGGCCCAAUACAUUGGGAAAUUGGGGGUGUUUGGGUUGGUGGUUGAGAGUGGCCAAGUGUUUCAGGCUUUCAGCUGGAUGGGAAAGCC